AUGUUGCCAGAUGGGCUUGCCAGAUCUGCUUACAGUGAAAAGACGAUUGCGACUUUCCUAAGUAUGUACAAUCCAGAGGGAAUAAUUCGCACCACCAACACGGACGCAAAAGAGUUUGUGAGCUUGUUGCCCAUGCUCAGUACGCGCGAUGAAGCACUACAGAUGGCCGCUUUGGCAGUCGGUAUAACACAGCUUGGGAUAACUUCGAACAACGAAAGUCUUACACGACAGGGAAGAACAUUGUACGGUAAAGCACUGAAGGAAACGGCUGUAGCUCUACAGAACCCUUUCCGAGCGAAUAGCGAGUCACUCCUUGUUGUACCGCGAGUCAUGGCCCUAUUCGACAUGUUGUUUGGCGCGGAACCAAACACGACCAGCCAGGCGAAGAGCUGGCUCAACCAUUGUGAGGGCGAGCUAGCUAUGAUAGUUAGUCGUGGGCCAGAACUAUUCGCGGAGAACGACGAAGCACAUAUGUUGUUCACUAAUGCAAGGUAUCGACUAUUGGGGCCUGCUACCCGCGCCAGAAAACCAACGAUACUGAAUGAGGAAGGAUGGAAGACAAUACCCUGGAAGGGACGAAUCAAGUCAUCCGACGAUGUUCUCAUCGACAUGCUCUGCGGCAUACCCGAGCUCUUGGAAGCUGUGGACAAGUUGCAGUUCCAAUGCAUGAGUGAACAAGAGAGAGAAGGGCUACAAGUGUAUACGUUAGCAAGAUGCUGGACACUGCACUUCGAGCUGGAAGCUUGGGUCAACGACAAAGCGAACGCCAUAUACACACCUAAGAUUGUCAACAACUCAACCUCUAUUACCUUCCCCAACAUUGAUGUUGCCAGCGUCACAGUCCGAUAUUGGUUGACGGCUCUUUUCCUCUACUCUUGCCUCGACAUCGCAAGCGGUAUCGAUCCUUCGACCGACAACCUACUUUCGCAUCCCGAUCGCCCGCACCCCCGGCCUUUUGCAAGAAUGAUUAUGAAGUCAGUCGGCUACUUUCUUCAAGAGCAAUUCGGCAUAACAGGUGUCAUGGCUAUAUGGCCGCCUCUUGGCCAUGCACUGUUCUACCUGAACAGGAACAGGAAACCUGACGAGGAAUACAUUAUGAGCAUAAUGCGCAUUUGGCAUCAACCAAAGCUGCCGAGCACAAUGAGGGUGUUUUUGAAGAGUUUCAGGGAGACUGUCGAUAUGAAUACUCUGCUAGCGAGGCCUGUGAGCGAGCUUUAG
Alternaria arborescens is the source of this 1218-nucleotide messenger RNA. RefSeq lists its product as hypothetical. Bases 1 to 1218 code for a protein of 405 amino acids. NCBI's taxonomy places the organism in Eukaryota, Fungi, Ascomycota, Dothideomycetes, Pleosporales, Pleosporaceae. The transcript has a single exon. The record is from RefSeq and is a predicted model, not a curated record.